Periophthalmus magnuspinnatus is the source of this 2797-nucleotide messenger RNA. It is a transcript of the gene rnf41l, whose product is annotated as ring finger protein 41, like. The record is from RefSeq and is a predicted model, not a curated record. The transcript is spliced from 6 exons. Gene Ontology annotation, molecular function: zinc ion binding. NCBI's taxonomy places the organism in Eukaryota, Metazoa, Chordata, Actinopteri, Gobiiformes, Gobiidae. Bases 1126 to 2160 code for a protein of 344 amino acids.
AUCUCUUGGGACAAAAAUAAACAACAACAAUAUUUUUAAUGGCGACUUAUUGAAGAGCAUAUUUGUCCAUGUUUUGCCUCGCAUGUCUUAAUUUGCUGCCUGUCUGGUUGGUUUUCAUCUGACAGCUGGCAGGCUGGUGGUCUGGUUGUCAGGGUGCAUCUCCAUGGAUACACUGUCCCAAAGGAAGAGGACCUCACCUGGAUGCACCCGCAGAGGGAGGUAAAAGUGGAAGAAGGAACAGACUGGAAGACGUAUCACAAAGAAAGAUACAGGAAAGUCUGAGGUGGAAUUAAGGAGAAGGUGAGUUGUGCUUUUAUCAUUAAUUUCUAUAACUUGAUUUCAGUACUUAUCUUACAAUACACAAAACAAGUUCGAUACCAUAGUGAAAAUAUGCUUCCACUUAUUGCUGAACAAAGUUCUUUCAGAAGGAGGUUCUUUCAGGGAUUUCAGCUUCCCAUUUUAAAUCUUUUAAGUAAAGCAUUUUGAGGACGUUUGAUCACACAAAGAUAGAUUUUGUUUUAAAUCAUUUGUUGCUACGCCAAUGUUGCUAAAUUUUCAUCUCUCUGAAAUCCAUGGGUACCUCAAAUAUUGUCAUUUGCCAUGCAUUUCAAAUUUUAUUGUAAAUGUACAGAAAAGAUGCAUGCAUUUUCCAUGUAUUUAUUUAUUUUGCAUUAGUUUAAUUUCUAGAAACAUUUACAUUUAUUUUCAGACUGCCUAUUAUAGACACAUUCUCAAUUAAUAUCCAAAUCAUUUAUUACUGAGCCUAUCCAUGGAAGAUGAAACAUUUAAAGGUGCACUGUGCCUUUAAUGUUCUACCAUGUAACCUGACUGUCUCCAUGGAGAUGACCAGGGGUUUUUUCUCAGGGUAUUUUUGUACCUGCAAGAAAUAAAUGCAACAUAUAAAUUUAAUGCAGUAUAGGACAGUCCAGGCAAAAUAAUAUCAUCUCCAUGGAGAUAAUCAAGUGGCUGACCUCCCACCAAAACAUAAGCCUAUAUCUAUAGAAUUCUGAAAAGUCCUCAAAAUGUCAGGGCACUGAAACCCAUGAAUAGCUUUAUUUACAGCUAAAGUGUAACCAGUGCUAUUUCCUGGUCCACUUCUUUGUCCUUGUCUAUUUUUGUCUCAGGAUGGGGUUUGAUCUGGAGAGGUUUGUGGGCUAUGUGAAUGAAGGACUUCUGUGUUGUGUUUGUCGAGACGUGUUGGAGCGCCCUCUUCAGGCUCCUUGUGAACAUGCCUUCUGCAGCGCGUGCAUCAGCGGCUGGUUGGUUCAUCACAACUCCUGCCCUGAAGACAGACUGCCACUGGAUUUAGGCAGCCUCAAACCACUGUACAGGUACAUGCGUAAUGACCUAAAUCGCCUUCAGAUCCGCUGUGUGAAUGCGGGGCAGGGCUGUGAAGUGGUCUGCCCUCUGGAGAACCUCCACACUCACCAGGACGAGUGUGAGUUUGCAUUUAUAUCCUGCUCCAACACAGGUUGUCCUGUGCAGGUGGAAAGGCGGGGCUUGGAGGCUCACCUGUCCGAGUGCAGUUUUCGCAGCAGGUCUUGUCCCAACGGCUGUGGCCACACGCUGCAGUCCAUAGACCAGGCCCAGCACAACUGUGUGGCAGAGUUACGCACUGAAGUGGAAAUGCUCAGAGCCGAGAUGUUGUGCAAAGUAGAGGAGGUAAGACGUGAAAUGGAGUCUCGUCUGGAUUCUCAAAGGAGGCACAUGGUUCAGAAAGAGUCACAGCUCAAGAGCGAAGUGGAGGAGCUCAAGGGCCAGUUGUCCCGUGUGAUGUGUGAUGUUCGCGCUCUGUUGGGAGCAGAGCGUCUGAGGAGGCAGGAGCUGGCAGAGGCCGAGCUCGAGAAAAGGGAACUCCUGGAACUGCUCCGAGACCUGCCCCAAAGAGCUCACUCGCCCACUGAUGGAGCAGCCAAGGACCAAAGGGACCCCCGCCCGGAGCAUGCCCAGUCUUCUGAAUGGGCUCUGCUGACAGAGUCCCCUCGACACCAGCAGAGGGAGAGCCCGGUGCACUCCUCCACUCUGUCUCUUCACUCAGCCCAAACCCUCAAUGCACCCGGGCCCCCUCCGUCACCGCAGCUCACAGCCCACAGGGGGAGCACUCGCAGCCUCACUCUGGACUGCAUCAAGAAGAAGAGCCGUGAGGUCACGGUUAUCUGAGGGCACCUGAUCCUCCAUCGGUCAAAUGUUUAUUUUUAUAAUUUCUGUUACAUUCUGUAGGACACAGGGACAUGGUCGCGGAAUACAUUCUGGACACUUUUUGUCGUCCUCGGUGAUGUGAGAUUUAUUACUGUUAAAUGUCUUUUCCAUAUCUUACCCCUAUACAACCGUUGUGAUGAUGUCACAACAGUAGUGGCUACUUCAGCGUCCAAUAGAAUUCCAUCCUCAGUCUCUAUAAUGGCAUUUUGGCAGAUUUGAACCUAUGCCAUGGCUUUGUACAGUUUUUCCUCAAGCCGGUUUUCCUCAAGAGAAUUUUCAGAUAGAUAAAUUAUACAAUCAUUUUAUUAUUACAACUCUAGGCUUAAAAAAUGUUAAAACAAUCCGCUUUAAUAGAUGAAUAGGUACACCACCCACUACCUAUUUGUACCACACAACUGUGAUGAUGUCAUACCAAGCAGUCCCAUUUCAUGCUGCUUACUCUCUUCUGCACCUGAGCCUAUAGGCCAAAAUUUAUUUAUUUUUUAGUUUUUUUAAGUAGAAGAGCUAAACAAUUGUGUGUGUGUUUGUUUUGUCUGAUAAAGGAAGAAAAUUCUCUCCGUUUUGCCGUUUUUCAACAAAAAAUACAUCCCAUUGAACA